Molecule: messenger RNA, 1098 nt
Organism: Daucus carota subsp. sativus
Lineage: Eukaryota; Viridiplantae; Streptophyta; Magnoliopsida; Apiales; Apiaceae
Product: pathogenesis-related thaumatin-like protein 3.5
Exons: 3
Coding region: 97-948 (283 amino acids)
Biological process (GO): defense response
Cellular component (GO): extracellular region
Source: RefSeq, a predicted model, not a curated record
CACACGUAUUCUUCUUUGUGAUAUGUAACUUUGCUAUUAAUAUGAAAGUGACUAAUUCCCUCCCUCGAGUCAUCGGAACCCGAGUACAUAGAAAGAAUGGCAGCUCUUCAACCAAUCUCAUUCUUUUUGCUUAUUGUUUCUCUAGGAAUAGACAUAUCAGAAUGUGCAAGAGUGUUCACCUUGAUAAAUGAUUGCAAAGAAACAAUUUGGCCUGCAAUCACGCCUGGAGAAAAUUUUGGUAAUGGGGGUUUUGCUCUAAAACCCACAGAAUCAAGAGUAUUUCAAGCUCCGAUUGGAUGGUCGGGUAGGAUAUGGGGAAGAACCGGAUGCAAUUUUAACAAAGAUGGUCAAGGAAUGUGCCAAACUGGAAGAUGUGGCACAUCUCUACAUUGCACAGCUUCUGGUGAAACUCCAGCAACACUUGCUGAAUUUACCCUUGCAACGCCUGAUUUUUAUGAUGUUAGCCUUGUCGAUGGAUUUAACUUGCCAAUGAGCAUUAAGCCCAUGAAUGGCCAGGGAAAUUGUAGCAGGGCCGGAUGUGAUGGAGACUUGAGGCCUAAUUGUCCUAAAGAGCUUGCUGUCAAAGCCGGUGGCCGCACUAUUGCUUGUCGAAGCGCCUGCGACGUGUUCAAUACCGACCAGUACUGUUGCAGGGGAAAUUAUGGGAAUGCAGCUACAUGCACACCAACAUUUUAUUCAAAGAAGUUCAAAGCGGUCUGCCCUGCUUCGUAUAGUUAUGCAUAUGAUGAUCCUUCCAGUAUAUUUACAUGCGGUGGGAGUACAACAGAUUAUGUCAUCACAUAUUGUUCUGGCAGGAUGCAACCAGUGUGCACUUACCAUAACGACAAGCUCAUCUGCAGCAUCGGAUCAGACUUAAAGCCUCUGAUGGGAAUUUGGACAGUGAUGAUUUUAUUAACAGCGCUGAUUAGUUUAAGAAUGCUAUUUUAGGUGUAACUGAUAAAAGAAUGCUGCUUGCUUUUUUUAUUUUUUGAGUUUUAGUUGAAAGUGUUUAUUCAACUUUUCCGAGACCUGCAAGAAAUUGACAUCUAAAUGGUUUAAAAUGUAAAUAUGCAUCACUGUAUAAUCGAUUUACUAUAA